Molecule: messenger RNA, 9992 nt
Organism: Zonotrichia albicollis (white-throated sparrow)
Lineage: Eukaryota; Metazoa; Chordata; Aves; Passeriformes; Passerellidae
Source: RefSeq, a predicted model, not a curated record
AUGUCUGUCCCACGAGGUUUAAAGAAGAAAACAUACGUAGUAGCUAAAAAGAGCCCAAGAACUUUUGAAUCUUACAGACUGUUCAAAAUACUUCCUGGUGAAGGAAUACGUCACCAGGAAAAUAAACCAGACAGUGGGGCUACAUCCAUUGUCUACAGAUGCAGGCAGAAAGGGACCCAGAAACCUUACGCCGUCAAAAUGUUGAAGAAGACAGUAGACAAGAAAAUUGUCCGCACUGAAAUUGGAGUUCUCCUUCGCCUUUCGCAUCCCAACAUUAUAAAACUGAAGGAGAUAUUUGAGACCCCUACAGAAAUCAGUCUUGUUCUGGAACUUGUCACUGGUGGAGAACUAUUUGACAGGAUUGUGGAAAAGGGGUACUACAGUGAAAGAGAUGCUGCUGAUGCUGUCAAACAAAUCCUGGAGGCAGUUUCUUAUCUGCAUGCAAACGGGAUCGUGCAUCGAGACCUGAAGCCAGAAAAUCUACUCUAUGCAACACCAGCACCAGAUGCACCAUUAAAAAUUGCUGACUUUGGACUUUCCAAGAUUGUGGAAGAUCAUGUGACCAUGAAGACAGUUUGUGGAACUCCAGGGUACUGUGCACCAGAGAUACUACGGGGAUGUGCCUAUGGCCCUGAGGUGGACAUGUGGUCCCUGGGGAUUAUCACCUACAUCCUACUUUGUGGCUUUGAACCAUUUUAUGAUGAAAGGGGAGAUCAGUAUAUGUUUAAGAGAAUCCUGAGCUGUGAAUAUGACUUUGUGUCCCCCUGGUGGGAUGAUGUGUCUCUGAAUGCCAAGGAUUUAGUUAAAAAGUUGAUUGUUUUAGACCCCAAGAAACGCCUCACCACUCUACAGGCUUUGCAGCACCCAUGGGUCACAGGGAAGGCAAUAAACUUUGCACAUAUGGACAACGCACAAAAGAAACUUCAAGAAUUCAAUGCCCGGCGUAAACUUAAGGCCGCAGUGAAAGCCGUGGUGGCCUCCACACGCCUCGGCAGCGCCAGCAGCCACAGCGCCCACGAGGGCCACAAGGCCGGCCCCAGCCCGGCGCCCGGCCGCGACAGCCAGCCUGCCGACACGGACAGGCCCACGCAGGAGGCGACAGCGGCGGCUCCCGGAGAAAUGCCUUAGGUCGAUGGCGCUCGCUCGUGUCGGCGGAGAUGUCAUUUCAUACACCAGCUACCUUGUCAUCCAGCGAGAGAGAUUAGCAAGCUUGGCCUCUCUGGUUCUGCUUCGGGGUGCCACAGGCCCCGCCUGAUGAUCCUACCUUCAGUGCAUGUGACUGCUUAUGAAAAUAGUAAACUGUUCCAUUAGGCAUGUCAUGGAAACAGUGUAAUUUGCAGUAAUAUCGGCAGGUGAAAACAUGGGGAUUAUUAACUACCUACCAUAAUGUGUAUACUUCAUCUAUCUAGUGUUCCUAGGUGGCAUUUGAAACAAAAUGCUAUUUUGUUUGGUUUUAUGGAAGUAGGUGUCUUAUCUAUGUUGUGAGUUUCUUUGAACUGUUUCCUUCCAGUUUCAUAGUCCUUCAGGAGACAAAAUGGAAGGAAAUACCAAACCAAUGCUUUUAAAACUGAUGUAUGAAAUAAUGUUUUUUAUCUGUAAAAUUGAAAAAGUAUUUGGGGAUUUACAUGCAAAAAAAAAAAGAAAAAAAAAACCACAAAAAAACAUUCCACUACUUCUGAGAAGAAAUUGAAAUGGUAGUUCCACUGGGCAUGAAAAUGUACAUUGUUCAAGCUUGCAUUGAGAAUGCCUUAUUCUGACUUUUCUUGUUUAUAUACAGUAUUUUAAUAACAACCAAAAUUACUCUGCCAUUUCAUUCCACAGUAAAGUCUUAGUGAAACAAAACCACAGACUAAACAAGGAUUAGAAUACAUGCAAAUUUCUGUCAUACCAUUUUAUUUAUUCAUUAAAAUUCUAAUCUGCAGAUAGAAGACAUUUUAUAAGCCCUAAGGGAAUAAUCUAUAUUUAAAUAAGCUGUAAAUGCUUGAAGGAAGCUAUUUCACAAUUACUGAUUUUGCUUUGAGGAAACACUCUUAUACAAGGUCUGGGAGCAAGUAGUAUAAUCUAGUUGGUUCCUGGGUAGUUUAACCUCAUGAGUGAGCAGUUUCCACUUGUAAUUAGUCCACAUUUUCCUAACAAAGGAUGCCUCCUGUAAAGUGAUCCACCAGCACGAUCUUGCAUCCACCCAGAGCUGUGUCUUGAGUUAGCAGCUGUGUGCAUCAAUCAGCUUGCAAAAGUAGGGUCAGGCUCUUCAGCUAUCUUGAUGUUCUUGUUGAAUGUGAUUGAUAGGAACUGAAAAACUAAUGUGCAUCAGUGUGUAUGACCACUUACACUUGUUUGUUAUCUAUUUGACAGCAUGUGACUAUUGUACUGAUAUAUUACAAAAAUGGCUAAAAGAACCUGACAUUCAAAAAUGUCAUUUGUGCUUGUUAAACUUUUUAAUACUGAUAGUUACCUAACAUCCUAAUACAAUCAUCAUUCCUCUUUAGCUUUAAUUGUUUUUAUGUUGUUGUUAGGCCUUGCACAACUUGCCUUGAAAAAAUAUAGCAGCUACUGAAAAAAACAAGAUUUUAAUAAAACAUUCAAUAACUACAUUUCCUGAUGAAAUUAAAGGGUAAUACAAUGUUAUUCGUAUGGUAGAUUUAAUAAAUAAAAUGUGCCCUAAAUUAAUAUAUAAAGGAGGAUUAAAGGUCCUGUCUUUACAGGGUGAAAAUGCAUGCUAAUGGAUUUAUUAUACUUGAGAUUUUUUAUCCAUUUCUCAGAACUCUCUGAAUUUGAACAAAAAGUUUUGCUAACUAGGAAGGGUUGAAAUGUGAAAUACAUGCAUCCAUUCAGUUUUCAAAGCACAUACUUCAAGGUCAGCAGAAACAUCUGGUGGGGGCAUAGCAGCUGUAUGCAAGCCAAUGUGACACUUUAAUGGAAUUUUCCCUUGGAAACAAGUACAGCAAGAUUAAUAACUUUGGACAAGAUCAUCCACCUGUCUCACUUUUUACUCUCUGUCUUACCUCAUUUGAGGUCACUGAAGAAAAGAGGCAGUUCUCAGCUACUUUACUCCACUCUCCGAUACUGUAGUGAAGUCGUCCAAGUUUAGUCAGUAGGGAAAUUUGAUGGGAGAGGCUGGAUUUUUAUACCAUUUCUCCUUCAUUUGGGAUAAUUGCUUCAAACCUGCAGAAGUGGAGUUGGCUGAGCAGUAACUGCACAUGUGUGAGAGUUGAGCAUAAAUUCCUUCAUCUGAGGCACAGUUUGUUGAGCUGAAAAGUGGUCCCAGCUGAUUCCCAAUGGUGGUUUUUGCUAAAUUAUACCACAGAAUAUCAUAACUAUGAGCUGAUGCUAUCUAAGAGGAGACCUCUCUGUGACAGCAUGAUCUUCAGAGGCAACUCAGUUUUGUGUCAGGUUGGGGGGCUUCAGUUGUUUUUGUUUUUAUCAUACUCAGCAUUAAGCAAUCAGGAUGUCUGUGCUGAGGCUGUGAUUACCAGUCUGUGACUUGGCAAAGCACAGUGCCUAGCUGAUAUAUUUGAUGUAUGACAGCAGCUGGGUGUAUGCAUGCACUGGAAGAUGCAGGUGUUACCUGCAUUGGCUUUGUCUGAAAAAUCACACCCUGGUGGCAUCUGCUGUAGUGCAGACUGGGAUGUGCAACAUCAGUGUCUUACUGUGGCUGAAAAAUAUGAACACACUUGAAAACUGCUGGGGAAAGACCAGAUGUUUCCAAAUCCAUGGUUAUAAGCUAAGGAGAAAGUUACUUGUGCUCUUUUCUGUUGAAGUCCUGAGCUUUAAUUCUUUAGAAUAUUUACCAUAUUAACAAAGUUCUUUAAGUACAAAAGGGGAAACUUUUCAAUAUUUUUGAAGUAUUUGAACUUAGUAAAACUUUUCCUGUAAAAGCAGACUUCAGCACUAGUCAAUUGUAGGGUAAUAUUUUAGAGCUGAGAUGAUGAUAAGAUUGCUGUUAAAUGGUAAGGAAGUCCUGCCUUUGCACCACAGCAGGCAUUUUCCCAGUUUCAGAAAUAUUCCCUCCAAAAUAGAACAGAUUUCCUGUAAUUCUAAACGCUUUUGCUUCCAAUUUUGUCGAUGACACAGUAGAUUGCACUGUGUGAGCCUGGUGCUGGUUUGCUGGCUGAAGUUUGUACUCUAAAGUGUGCAAACAUGCUGUAAAGAGGCAGACACACCAUAAUCAAACUUCUGAAUGCAGAAUACCAUCCAGGCAAAAGUUUUUGAUACAGCAGGUUCUUCAGAAGAAGGGUACUAAGGGUACUGUUUGUCCACACAAAUGAGCAAGCUGUUGGACACACAGAUUAUGAUAAAAACUACCCAGUGGUCCCUUUGCCUUGGUGAAUACAGCAAAAUGCUCUGAAACGCUGUGUGGUAGCAAAUCAGGAUCAAAGCAUCAACCAAAGAGUUUUUUGAAGUGGCUCAGACCAGCAGGGUGGCCCAGGCUGCAGGAGGCUGUGGCUCACUGGCACUAGGCCUCCACACUUUCCAAAUGAAUCACCUUCUCCUACAACUCACGCUGCAAGUGGAACACAGAAAGAGCUGGCAGCCAUAUAGGACAAGUGAAGACAACAGCACAUUUUCUGCAGCAGGGAAAGGGAAAAUUAUACUGGGAGCUGUUAGUGUCCAACUCAGCAGAAGGAAAGCAAUAUCUGACAGGCAGCAAAUGCUGCAGGACUCUGGAAAAUAAGUCCUUGUCUUUAAAUAAAUGUCCCUCAGCUCUUGCACCCCUCUGGGGUUUUGAGAGCAGUGUAAUAAAGUGUGGGAUGGAGGACUCCCUGCAGAUCCUUGCACGUUGUCCUGCACAUUGCCUGCUUACAGAACGGCAGACAAAAAUGUCAGCACAGUGCCUUGACCCGAAGCUUGUGCAGAGGCUUUUCCUCCUGGAGAAGAACUAAUUUUUGUGUGGCUGAGCCAACAUUGUUGCUGCUGAGGUUAUGUGUGCAUGGCAUUCAGGUAACAAAAAUUAUCAGAGGCUGACCAAGAAAGAUGCACAGUUAGAGCUAGAGACCAGUGCUAGGGAUACACACAAGUCCUGAAAAUAACUAAGGUAACAUAAGAGACAGGCAGAACAUCCUUAAAGUUACUUUAUAAAACAAUAACAAUAUCCUUUGUUUCCUAUCAGAGUUAAUCCAGUUGGAACAUAAACAGAGUUCAUUCUUCUUUUGUGUAAAGAAUUUUAUAUUAAAUUCCCUGAUAAGCCCCUGCACAAAAAAGCCCGUGUUUUGUUGAACAAAAAAAAAAACAAUCAGCUGCAUUGCAGAAUAAGAAGAAAAUAAGGAAGGAAAAGGGGAAAAAUAUGGGAGAAAUAUUUGCCUAGCAUAGACACAGAGCUCUAGAGCAAGGAUUGAAGAGAGUUACAAAGAUGAUGACAGGACAGGAGCAACUCUUUUAUGGGGAAAGGCUGAGGGAGCUUGGCCCUCAGGGAUGACUGAGAGAGGAUCCCAUUAAUACAUGGGAAUACCUGAAAGAAUGGUGCCAAGAGAAUGGACCAGGCUCUGCUCCAUGGUGCUGAGCAAUAGGACAAGAGGAAAUAAGCAGAAACUUGUGUCCAGGAUGUUCCCCCUGAACAUAAGAAAGAGAUUCUUUACUCUGUUCAAGUGUCCACGCCUGGGGACAGAUUGCCCAGAGAAGCAAUAUCUCCCUCACUGGAGAUAUUCCAGAAUCUGAGUACAAUCCUAUGUAAUGUGCUUUAGGUAGCCUGCCUUGAGCAGAGAGUUGGAGCCAGAUGACCGUGCCAAUGGUCACUUCUAGCUUUACCCAUUCUGUGAUUUUGUGAUUUCAUGAUCUUAGUUCCAGAAGACAUAUAAAUUUUUACUGGAAGGCUGCAGAUUCUUUACACCUGGGAGGUAAAAUUUCUGGCCAGAGUAAUUCGGAAGAUUGCUGGAGGGACAUUGAAGAGCAUUCCUUGGAGUGUGAAUCCUCUAACUAAUAUAAGGAUAGAACAAUAUACAUGCACAUAACUAAAAAUUCACCAAAUACAUACAUCCUCUUCUACCCCUCCCAUGUAGAAAAGAGAACAUGAAUGCAGUUAUUAUCGGAAGGCAUUCAAAUAUUGUGGGAAUAGGCAUAGUACAGAAGGAGGAAUAUAAUGGAACACUUGAAGUGGCCCAAUUCUGAAUUUAGCAGUAAAAUUAUAGAUUGAAAUCUGAAUAUGUACAUGAACACAUAAAUGUAUAUAUUUAUCAAAUAAAAAGCAGAGACUGCUGAACAAUCUGAGAACCAAGUCUGUAUUAAAAGUUGUAGCAGUGGCAGUUUUAAGCCAUCAUUUGUCCCUUGCCAGCAUUACUCAGCUGGACCUGAAACAUAAUAAUGAUUAUCAGUCUGGUGUACAUAGAUCAUUGCUGAUGAAAUUCAGUCAUGCAAAUCAAGGUAUGGAAGAUAACAAAGCCAGCAGUAUGGAGUUUUGCCCUGCUCUGGCUUCUUCCAAGACACAGCUGGGAAAAAGAUCAUUGCAAUGCCUUUCAUUGGUGUGCUCAGUACAGGGGUGGAAGAGGAGUGACAACACAAGAACAGCAUUUUGUGAGGAGUUUGAGCUGCCCCAAACAGAAGCCCUGCCCAGUGAUGCUCCAUCCAGAGCAUGUGAGAACAGUCUGGCUCUUUAUUUGUAUAUCAGGAAAAUGUUUACUGGCCAAGGUAUAUUAAACAGCAAGUGUUUGCCCUAUGAAGUAGCACAAAGUUCUUCCUAUAGGAAGAUACAUAAAGAGCAAAGCUUAAAAGAAAGGGAUUUAUUUUCUGUUUAAAACUCUGGCUUCAGAGUUUGUGUUAACAUGUGUUAACAUUAAUGGCUAAGGGGAUUAUUGUUAUUCUUCCCCUUUGUGCUUCACCUCCUUUUUCCUGGCCCAGGGGCACCCAGGAGCAGCUGUCAGGUGCCAGCCAGUAGGUAAAGAGCCAUCUGACACCUGGCAGGUUUCAGCUUUUCUGCCCUGACAAAUCUGCUGUUGCCCUUGGUUCCAUUAGAUGGUUUCACUCCUGCCCAUGUACUCCCAGAAGCGUCUGGGUUUCAUCAGUCAGUACAUAUAUUUCUCUGUUAGCCACCCCUGGUGUGAUUUGUCACUGCCAGUUGGUACCCAGGGAGAGGUAUUUCUACUUUCCCUCUCCAUUUCCCAGACUCAUGCUGUUUUCUGGCACCUUCAGAUUCCUUUCUUAACAGCCUAUACCUGGCUGACAGAAAUAGCUCAGUGAUGCAACAAAUGCCAGACAGACACAGAAAGUAACUGAGCUUCUUGGGUUAUUCUCCCAAAAGAAAAUGAAGGCACCUGGGAUGCUGUAGGCACAGGGUGAGUGGCUCAGAGCAAAGAGGCACAAGAACAGCACCAUGCCAGGUUCUGCUCCUCAGCACCAGGAAGCUCCUUUGCCAACAGCACCUUUUUCCUUCUGUGGAGGACAUUGUUUAGGUCAAUCCAAAGAGAUAAGUAAGGUCUGGGAAUUCUGAAAAAUAACCUGUAUUCUGUGACCAGUGACCUUCCAAUAUUGUUUACAUAAUAUGAGUCGAUACACUUAGAAUCAUAUUUUAUGCAAUACUGCCAUUUACAGUGUUAGCACAAGAAGCUGCAAAGUCAGUUUGGAGCACGUGGUCCCAUUAGUUGCCUAGAACUGUAAAUAAUGAUCUGCUUUGUAAUACAAAAUUCUGGAGCCAAUCAUUGUAUCUGCAUAAGUACACAGAGGGAAAGUCCAUCAACAACAAAAAAGACUGUAAUUCUUAUCCCUAUGUUGGGUGGAUCUGGGGUAGCUCUUCUAAUCAAAAUUAUUAUUUCAAAUUACUUGAAGCAGCUAUUCUGGUCACUUGAAAACUGAGGACAAACCAUUGGGUUUGAUUUACAUGUGAUCUGUCCCAGAGACUGUAUUUUCUAGGAGCCAUUGAGUCAUAUUUGUUCAUCCACAGAACUGUGCAUAGGGUCCUGCACUAUCCUAUCAGCCCUCAAAGCCCAAGGAAUGAUGAUGUUACUUACAAAUGUGAAAUUUGCAUGAACGAGCACUGCUACACAAAUCCCCAAAUAACACUACACAAUAACCACCCACAACAAACACACCAGAGAAGUCUGCUACCGAACACACCAAAAUGAGCUCCUUUUUUAGCUUUGUGACAACAAAGGGUAAAGUGAGAAGUGUCUAUAUAUUUAAGUUCUGAGGUCUCAAGUUUCUUGAUUUCUGUUAUUUUCCUGACAUGCCCACCAGCCAUGUUUCUGGAAGUAGUGCAAACAUAUGUAUCCAGUGACAGCCUCCUCCAGAUGGAAAAAUGUCACCACUGACCCUACCCUUCAUUUGUAAGACAUUGAAGUUGUAUUGUUUGUACUAUUAAUAUGUUCCCCAGUCGUCUCUCCCUCAGCUGGCCAUGGGGGCCUGAAGUAGUCCUUUACAGAAAACUGAAGUUUGUCAAGAAACAUUUAAUGAAACUAAGCUAAUGGACUGCAUGUAUAUUUUGACAAAAAAAAUCUUUGAAAUAUCUCCUAAACCCAGCCACAGCAGUGUCCUCCCUGAGAAGUAUUUUCCUUGGGAAUGACAAGGACCCUGCGGAGCAUCCAAGGCUGGUUCUGUAAUCAAUGUACUACCUCCAGUGUAGUGAUAGGUGUCUUGUUUGCUCUGCUUAAAUCAUUACCACCUUGGUUGCAGGGAGACAAUAAUUACAAAUGAAGAUUCUUUUUACUGAAAGGAAUUAAAAACAGGGACAGUUACAGCUACUAACUGAUGAGAGCUAACCCAAACAGUUUCUUUGUGCUGUUGAGCACAAGAACCACUUCCUUGUUCACACCACAUCUUCAUGAGAUGUCAUGCUAACACUUCUGAUUAAACAGCAGAAAUUUUACUUAAUGUUCCAUAAGAAGACAUUGGUUUAGAGUCUGGUUGUUCUUUGAGGGUGUUUUUGGCUUUUUUUUUUUGGAAUACACAGAGACAAGUGGCCUAUGCUUGUGAGAAAUUACCUCUGAAAUGGUUGCUCAGGGAGAAGGAAAGACAGAGAGGUGGAGGUGAACCCACAUCACAGAACCAUAGAACCAUCCAGGCUGGGAAAGACCUUAGGAAGAGAUUGGCUGGGAAAGAUCAUGCAGUCCAACCAUUAACCCAGCGCUGCCAAGUCCACCAUGAACAGGAUGUUAUUGCAGGGAAGCAGUGGUGGUGGCUGUUCCAGCUUGUCAGGGAGCAGGAGAAGGGCAGACUCAUUGAGGCUCUCUGGCCUGGGGGAAGAAGUCUGUUGGUCCCCAGGAGCUACACCACCACACCCUUGCAAGAUCAGGGGAUCAGGAGUACCAAGCAGAGGCUGCCUGGCUGCUCCCCACCCACAGUAAGGAGCUCAUCAGCUUAAACGGAUUUUAACCUGAAGAAGUGUGAUACAUCAAGGGUGCAUGUCUGGCUUGGCCUUGGUUUGGAGGCUCCUGGCUGGAUGAGGACUGUAAGGAGGGAGUUCUGUGCUUUUGUUAAUUCAAGAAUACUGUAUGCUGGAUGGUUAGGGUAUUGUGCGGAUGUUUCCCAGACAAACAGAAGAAAUGGUGCCUUUGAUUAAUAACCCAAAAUAUUUUAUAAGCCUGUUACAGAAGCUCGUUGAUCUCAGAGCAGUGGAGGCUGGACUCCAACUAAUAACAAUGAAGAAUGUUGUAAAUAUAUAUAUCAGACUCUCUCAAAUUAGCUCCAUGUCCUGUGUUCCUGACUCCUUAUUUUACUGCUUAAUGUGUAAGAAAUCCUGUACUAUUGACAUUCUUUUCUUAUACUAGCAAAGAUGUAAGCAACUAAAUAGCAGUUCAUAGUCUGCUUGUUUAACUUUACCCUUUUGCUUCUGAUUAAGCCUGUUUGUGUUGUGAAUUUCCUUAUACUGUGCAAAUGAAUCAGAGAAAAAUUUUAAUCAGAAAAAAAAGAGUUUUGUUAUUUCCAUGUAUUGUGUGUGGAACCAGUGUACCUCCUUGUGUGUUUGCAUAGGAAUGCUGAUAAGCCAUGAGAAAAUGCUUCAGUGCUGAGAUGUCUAUUUUUGCUAAGUGUCUUGCAUGACUGAUCUGAUGCUAAAUAAACUAGUAAAUCUA